AUGAGCGGUGCAGGUGAUGAUCGGUGGAGAGGCGGCGGACGGGGGUUUGACCAGAAUCGCCAGUCCGGACAGCGACACCAGGGCGGAAACAUGCGUGACCGGUCGAUGGGCUCCCAUCAACAUGACCGCCACGUGCACCGGGGCUAUGGCAACCAUGCAAAUGCGACUAAUUCCUGGGGCCCGCCGCAUGGGGGCCCUGGGGGAGCUGCGGGGCCUGAGGGACCUCCUCAGGAACAGCAUGUCCCCGUAAGAUUCUUCAACGCUGCGGAGUCGAAAGACGCGCUCAAACAAGGAUGUCAAAGUGUCGGCUCGCGAGCACCGUUCGUUUAUAAACCCGUCGGCAAGGAUGCGAAUAAUUCCCGGGCAAGUGGCCCCUGGGGUGCGAGACCAAACUGUAUGACUAAUGGCAAGGAUUUCUUCCUCGAGCUUCGAAAGCAAGUGUCAGCCUUACGGCAGGGUGGUAACAACGCUGCGGGCGGCUGA
Molecule: messenger RNA, 483 nt
Organism: Paracoccidioides brasiliensis Pb18
Exons: 5
Coding region: 1-483 (160 amino acids)
Source: RefSeq, a predicted model, not a curated record